Molecule: messenger RNA, 1663 nt
Organism: Saccostrea cuccullata (small rock oyster)
Lineage: Eukaryota; Metazoa; Mollusca; Bivalvia; Ostreida; Ostreidae
Product: multiple epidermal growth factor-like domains protein 10
Exons: 11
Coding region: 60-1529 (489 amino acids)
Molecular function (GO): scavenger receptor activity
Source: RefSeq, a predicted model, not a curated record
AAAACUUCCUCGUCCUGGCAUAUACAACGUAAAAGGGAGUGAAUGUUUUAUGUGACUAAAUGGCUAUAUUCAUUUUAUUACUGCUGAAACAGCUACCUCAAAUCUGUGGAUAUGAAGACCUGUCAUUCAACAAAUCAACUGAACAGUAUGAAAGUUAUUGGUGCCCACGUUCAUUUUGUGAAAAUUAUUAUCAUUCACGUAAUGCUGUGGAUAGAAACAAUGACACUUGUACAAGAACUAGACCUAUUGAACCUAGAAGUUUGUCAAAUCAAACAUGGUGGUAUGUAGAUUUGGGCGGUAUCAACAACGUUUACAAAGUUAACAUUAUAUUUAGGCUGUAUGAACCAAGACGUGAAUUAAGUCAAAGGGGUCGCUUUGCUGGAUUUUCUCUCUUUUUAUCCAAUUCUACGAAUAUUGAGGAAGGAUUGCUGUGUUACAAGGACGGUCCAGAGUUACCUCCACUGGACAUCAAUGUCACGUGUACCGGUCAUGCUCGAUAUGUAUUCUACUAUAACGAAAGAUCACCAGGAGUUAAAUACCCUGAAGACUAUCAAUUGGCUUCUUAUACAGAGUUAUGCGAAGUGAUUGUCUUGGGUUGUAGAACCGGGGUAUAUGGUGAAAACUGCAAUUUGCAGUGUCCAGAAAAUUGCUUUGGAGAAAUGUGUGACAUUGUGAAUGGAACAUGCUAUAGCUGUAAACCUGGAUGGACGGAAGAUUUUUGUGGACAAGAAUGCCCAUCGGGGUCAUACGGAACAUACUGUACAUAUCAGUGUUCAGGACAUUGCCUUAAUAGGCUACCAUGCAAUCACGUGACUGGUGAAUGUCCUGAUGCAUGUGCAGCAGGAUGGACUGGAACAUUUUGUGAAAAAUCAUGUGUUAAAGGAAAAUAUGGCCCAAACUGUUUCUUUAACUGUAGUGGUCACUGCAAGGAUAAUGUUCCGUGUAAUAAAGAAACAGGACGUUGUAAUACAGGGUGUAAUACUGGGUAUAUUGGAAGAUACUGUAGUGAAGCAUGUGACUUUGGAAGAUUCGGAGACAAAUGUGCGAAUAUUUGCAGUGGACAUUGUCUUGACAAUGAAACUUGCAACCAUGUCAAUGGAAUCUGUAUCAAAGGUUCUGCUCCUGGAUAUUUUGGAUCCCUUUGUAGAAAAGUUUGUUCUGAUGGCUCGUACGGUUUGAAUUGCUCUGGAAUUUGUUCUCCUAACUGUAUUGGUACUUGUGGACGUGUCGAUGGUACCUGUAAAUGUGAACCUGGAUUUACUGACUCACCAAACUGUUCAAGGGAAUGUCUCCCAGGAUUUUACGGUGUAAACUGUAAAUAUAGAUGUAGCGGUCAAUGUUUCAAUGAUGAAACAUGCAGCAGAUAUGAUGGAAGUUGCCCUCUAGGAUGUAAAGAUAAUUAUGUUGGAGUAGCCUGUGACUUUCUCCAGGAUAGUUCCACAAGUGCAUCAACAGUUGGACUUUCCAUAGUAGUUGCAGUCACACAGCUGCAACAUUUUAAAGGAAAGAAAUCCCAAGUUUGCAAGUAAAUACACCAAAAGCGAACCGUCUUCUGCUCCAAAUACCAAUAUCUUGGAUGAUAACACACAUAAUUAUCAGGACUUGAAUAUCACCGACGAUAAAAACUCUUAUGAAUUAAUGCAAGUAUCUGAAAAUCAGUGUG